AUGCCACCAGCAAGCUUCUCUCAGUUCGAGCCAUCGGCCAUCCUUCGAGAGCUAAACAAGGCCGACGUCAGGUUAAAGUUUUGCGUCCUGCUGAUGGCUGCGUCGGAGAAUGUUCGCGAUCUGGCAUAUUUCACAUUCCAUAAUCCCCAGCUCAGAGACGACCUCUUUCGGAUCCACACAUUCCUCGUCCAAAAUGACGUCACUCUUGAGGACCUUGCACCCCUUCAACUCUUUCCCUUUCUGUACUCUCAUCGAUGGCCA
This is a messenger RNA of Darwinula stevensoni, 261 nucleotides long. Lineage: Eukaryota; Metazoa; Arthropoda; Ostracoda; Podocopida; Darwinulidae. The record is from the annotation of a GenBank genome assembly.